AUGCCCUGCUUUAAAGGGAUUGCUGUUAGCAUACAUGCCAACGGUGCCCCUCUUCCCGAGCAUGGUAUGCAAAAGCAGUCACGACUGUCACGCAUCAGCACCUAUAUACCCGUGCCUCAGCCAAGCAUCAACCCCGAUUCGAACAAGCCCGAGCCUGCCAAGUUCGCCAUAUCAAUCACCCUCUUGACACCCGGCUUGCCGAUCCCGUACUCGACUCCGAAGUCCACCGAGACGAACCCUUAUCCCAAGCCCCAGUUUGUCGGGGGCCUGCCCACCGCCGCUCAAGGUCCUUCGAAGUUCUCCGGAGUCGUCAACCCCUAUAUUCCCAUGACCAAUUCCGAGAAUGAGACUAUAGCCGCCUACAUAUACUUUGACGGAAGAUCCAAGGAGGAAGUCGCCACGCUUCUGCGACCGGGUGAGGAGACCUGGGUCAACAGUCGUUGGGUCCAGGUACCCGACUCUGAAGGUGGAGGUCUUGCCGAGCGUGAAUUUUUGUUCCGCGAAGUCGGCUUGGAGCGUUGGCUUAAUGGCUUGGACCUUCAAGGUCACGAUGCCGCAGAAAAGCUGGAACGCCGGCGCCAAAAGUUUGAGAAGCGACGUCGGAGGCAAAAGGCUACAACUGGAGCGACAAGCAUGCAAGUUGAGCAGGGCCCCAACGGCCCCAGAGACACUCUACGCUACGGUGCCGAGGACGGAUCUCCUGUUGAGGCUGUUUUUGGCGAGGACGACUCUGACUCCUUGUCCGACGAUGACGAGAUUCCUGAGGCAACUGGACAGAUCAAGGUGCUGAUGUUCCGUGUGCUUGCUUCUGGCGAAAUAAAAAAAGGAGAAUACUCUCCACAGUUCGAUGCUCAUGACGAUGACGAUGACGCGGAGUCCGGAAAGCAAGGCAAUGGAAAGAGCGGCGUCGAUGCUGAUGUGGAGCACACCACAAGCUUUGCUAAGCCCAAGACGUUGGAUCCGAAGACUAUUAGUACUCAGACCGUGACGGGUAUCGAUGGCCCCGACAAGCCAUAUGCUUCUUUCACAUUCUUCUACCGCGGAGAGAGGCAACUCCAAAAGAUUGGCAUUAUUGCUUCUUCAAAGGCAGCCCAGGCAACGCCGGGAUCUGCCAAACGUCGGUCUGGGCAGCUAGACUUUUCCAGCCUCGGCCCCUUGAAGACCUCCGGCACUGUUGGGUUUUCUGCCUUCAGAGACCAGGAUACAGAGGCCACCAGACGACGGAAAGCCCGCAAGAAGAGUAACGGCAACGUUGGGGGAGCUCUCAAUGACGACAGUGACGAAGAUGAUGACGAGAGUGAACUUCUUGGAAAGAUGCAGGACAUUGAUGAAAAGGACAUCAAUAACAAGCUCGCUCCCGAGGAUGUCAGAUCUCAAGGGGAGCUCGCUGAUGGUGUGAACCGUAUCCGACUCAAGAGAGCACACUCAGCCGAGCCCGACCGCUCCGAGAACGCAGGUGCCACGAAUAGCUCUGCAAACUCGGGCGCGUUCGGUAGUCCAUCGAUUGGUGCCGCAAGCGCUGCAGGUAAUGGCCAUCUUUCUGGGCGCGUGAACCAGGAACCUAGCAAUAAUGCUACGAUAGAGGGAACGAUUGGGAGCCCCCUGAAGAAACAUCGGCCGAGUAUUUCUGGCGGCGACGACCAAGUCCGAGCUCAGUCAAAUAACUCGGGGCUGAGCGAAGUCAUGAGCCGUGGAGUUCCGACACAGACAACUGCGCCGGCUACCUCGGGUACGAAUGUGGAAGAGGAAGAGCUGUGA
Colletotrichum fioriniae is the source of this 1758-nucleotide messenger RNA. Its product is annotated as Berardinelli-Seip congenital lipodystrophy 2 (seipin). The record is from RefSeq and is a predicted model, not a curated record. NCBI's taxonomy places the organism in Eukaryota, Fungi, Ascomycota, Sordariomycetes, Glomerellales, Glomerellaceae.